Messenger RNA from Solanum tuberosum (potato), 1855 nucleotides. RefSeq names its product (-)-camphene/tricyclene synthase, chloroplastic-like. The transcript has 7 exons. NCBI's taxonomy places the organism in Eukaryota, Viridiplantae, Streptophyta, Magnoliopsida, Solanales, Solanaceae. Gene Ontology annotation, molecular function: terpene synthase activity; magnesium ion binding. Bases 1 to 1785 code for a protein of 594 amino acids. Gene Ontology annotation, biological process: diterpenoid biosynthetic process. The record is from RefSeq and is a predicted model, not a curated record.
AUGAAGGCAAUAUUAUUCAACAACAUAGGGGUGCUAUCCUCAAGGCCACCUCCAGCUACUUGUUUAUUCUCCAUCAGUGGAGGGGAGCCAUCAUCAUCACUAGUUGUAUCAAAAGCCUCUACACCAAAUCCAACUACUAUCCGACGUUCAGGGAAUUACAAACCUACUAUGUGGGACUUUCAAUAUAUUCAGUCCGUUAACAAUCGUUACGCGGGAGAUAAUUAUAUGGAGCGGUUAGACAAAGUGAAGAAAGAAAUGAAGAAGAAUUUGAUGAUGAUGGUUGAGGGAUCAAUAGAAGAAUUAGAUGUUAAGUUGGAGUUGAUUGAUAAUUUAGAAAGGCUUGGAGUGAGUUACCACUUCAAGAAUGAAAUUAUGCAAAUAUUGAAGAGUGUACGUGACCAAAUUAGCUGUAGUGAUAAUUCAUUAUACUCUACAGCCUUGAAGUUUAGGCUCUUGAGACAACAUGGCUUUCAUAUCUCUCAAGAUAUAUUCAACAAUUUCAAGGACGUGAAUGGUGAUGUGAAGCAAAGUAUUUGUAACGACAUAAAAGGAUUGUUAGAAUUAUAUGAAACAUCUUUUCUCUCUACGGAAUCAGAAUCUGAAACCACUUUGAGAAAUGUCACACGAUUCACAGAGGCACAUCUAAAGAAUUAUGUUUGCAAUCAUUCAUGUGGAGAUCAAUACAAUAAUAUAAUGAUGGAAUUAGUGGUACAUGCCUUGGAACUUCCAAGACAUUGGAUGAUGCCAAGAUUAGAAACAAGGUGGUAUAUUAGCAUUUAUGAGAGAAUGUCAAAUGCUAAUCCUCUUUUGCUGGAGCUUGCUAAGUUGGACUUCAACAUUGUUCAAGCAACACACCAACACGAUUUGAAAAUUCUAUCAAGGUGGUGGAAGAACAUAUGCCUGGCAGAAAAAUUAUCAUUUUCAAGGAAUAGGCUGGUGGAGAAUUUGUUUUGGGCUGUGGGGACAAAUUUUGAGCCUCAACACAGCUACUUUCGAAGAUUGAUAACGAAGAUCAUUGCUUUUGUUGGAAUCAUAGAUGACAUUUAUGAUGUUUAUGGCACACUUGAUGAGUUGGAACUCUUCACUCUUGCUGUUCAAAGAUGGGAUACAAAAGCAAUGGAAAAUCUUCCAGAUUAUAUGAAAGUAUGUUAUCUUGCACUCAUCAAUACCACAAAUGAAGUGGCGUAUGAGGUUCUCAAAAAACAUGACAUCAACGUCCUACCCUACCUUACAAAAUCAUGGACAGAUUUAUGCAAAUCAUACUUACAAGAAGCAAGAUGGUACUACAAUGGAUACAAGCCAAGUCUAGAAGAAUACAUAGAUAAUGGAUGGAUCUCAAUUGCAGUUCCAAUGGUAUUAGUGCAUGCAUUGUUCCUUGUCACAAAUCAAAUUACCAAAGAGGCCUUGGAUUCCUUAACCAAUUAUCCUGACAUUAUUCGAUGGAGUGCUACUAUUUUUCGUUUCAACAAUGAUUUGGGGACAUCUUCGGAUGAAUUGAAAAGAGGCGACGUUCCCAAGUCAAUUCAGUGUUACAUGAACGAAAAGGGUGUUUCAGAAGAAGAAGCAAGAGAGCACAUACGAUUUUUGAUAAAGGAGACAUGGGAAUUAAUGAACAGUAGUGCUCACAAGGAAAACUCCCUAUUUUCUGAAACAUUUAUUGAAAUAGCAAAGAAUAUUGCAAGAACAGCACAUUGUAUGUAUCUGAAAGGAGAUAGCCAUGGAAUUCAAAAUACUGAUAUUAAAAGUAGCAUCUCCAACAUACUCUUUCACCCUAUCAUUAUUUGAACUAAGACAAGGAAUUAUUACCCUUUUAUUUUAUUCUUAAACAAGAAUAUACAUAUGUUAAAUAUAUUUG